This is a messenger RNA of Sapajus apella (tufted capuchin), 3277 nucleotides long. It is a transcript of the gene SLC47A1, whose product is annotated as solute carrier family 47 member 1. Gene Ontology annotation, molecular function: xenobiotic transmembrane transporter activity; antiporter activity. Gene Ontology annotation, cellular component: membrane. The record is from RefSeq and is a predicted model, not a curated record. Lineage: Eukaryota; Metazoa; Chordata; Mammalia; Primates; Cebidae. Gene Ontology annotation, biological process: xenobiotic detoxification by transmembrane export across the plasma membrane. The transcript is spliced from 17 exons. The coding region runs from base 98 to 1813 and encodes 571 amino acids.
UCUGGGCGGUCGGCAGGGGCGGGGACUGCAGAACAGGCUGCGCUACGCGGUCCCCACAGCAGGCCUCCGCCCUCCCCGGCCGCAGCGCGCCUGGCACAUGGAGGCUCCUGAGGAGCUCGCGCCCGUGCCCGCGCGCGGAGGCCCGGAGACCAUCCUUGAGCUCCGCGAGGCUCGCCGCCUGCGGCUGUCCGACUUCCGAGAGGAGCUGCGGGCGCUCUUGGUCCUAGCGGGCCCAGCGUUCUUGGUUCAGCUGAUGGUGUUCCUGAUCAGCUUCAUAAGCUCCGUGUUCUGCGGCCACCUGGGCAAGCUGGAGCUGGACGCGGUCACGCUGGCGAUCGCGGUUAUCAAUGUCACUGGUGUCUCGGUGGGCUUUGGCUUAUCUUCUGCUUGUGACACCCUCAUCUCCCAGACGUACGGGAGUCAGAACCUGAAGCACGUGGGCGUGAUCCUGCAGCGAAGCGCGCUCAUCCUGCUCCUCUGCUGCUUCCCCUGCUGGGCGCUCUUUCUCAACACCCAACACAUCCUGCUGCUCUUCAGGCAGGACCCAGGUGUGUCCAGGCUUACUCAGACCUAUGUCACGAUCUUCAUUCCAGCUCUUCCUGCAACCUUUCUUUAUUUGUUACAAGUUAAAUAUUUGCUCAACCAGGAAAUUGUACUGCCCCAGAUCGUGACUGGAGUUGCAGCCAACCUUGUCAAUGCCCUCGCCAACUAUCUGUUUCUCCAUCAACUGCAUCUUGGGGUGAUAGGCUCCGCACUGGCGAAUUUGAUUUCCCAGUACACCCUGGCUCUACUCCUCUUUCUCUACAUCCUUGGGAAAAAACUGCAUCAAGCGACAUGGGGAGGCUGGUCACUCGAGUGCCUGCAGGACUGGGCCUCCUUCCUCCGCCUGGCCGUCCCCAGCAUGCUGAUGCUGUGCAUGGAGUGGUGGGCCUAUGAGGUCGGGAGCUUCCUCAGCGGCAUCCUCGGCAUGGUGGAGCUGGGCGCUCAGUCCAUCGUGUAUGAACUGGCCAUCAUUGUGUACAUGGUUCCUGCAGGCUUCAGCGUGGCUGCCAGUGUCCGGGUGGGAACUGCUCUGGGGGCUGGAAACAUGGAGCAGGCACGGAAGUCCUCCACGGUUUCCCUGCUCAUCACAGUGCUCUUUGCUGUAGGCUUCAGUGUCCUGCUGUUAAGCUGUAAGGAUCACGUGGGGUACAUUUUCACUACUGACCGAGACAUCAUUAAUCUGGUGGCUCAGGUGGUUCCAAUUUAUGCUGUUUCCCACCUCUUUGAAGCGCUUGCUUGCACAAGCGGUGGCGUUCUGAGGGGGAGUGGAAAUCAGAAGGUGGGAGCCGUCGUGAAUGCCGUUGGGUACUAUGUGGUGGGCCUCCCCGUUGGGAUCGCGCUGAUGUUUGCAACCAAACUUGGAGUGAUGGGUCUGUGGUCAGGGAUCAUCAUCUGUACAGUCUUUCAAGCUGUGUGUUUUCUAGGCUUUAUUAUUCAGCUAAAUUGGGAAAAAGCCUGUCAGCAGGCUCAGGUACAUGCCAAUUUGAAAGUAAACGUGGCUCAGAGUGGGAAUUCUGCUCUCGCGCAGGAUCUGCCUCACCCAGGGUGCCCUGAAAACCAUGAAGGAAUUUUAAUGAACGAUGCUGAAAAGACAGGCGAGAGUCAGUCGGAUCAGCAGAUGCACCAAGCACAACCUCCGACCGUCCAUCCACGGGACAGCGCGAAGUUGUCCAGGAAACAGCUGGUGCUGCGGCGAGGCCUUCUGCUCCUGGGGGUCUUCUUAAUCUUGCUGGUGGGGAUUUUAGUGAGAUUAUAUGUCAGAAUUCAGUGAUGUCGCAGGAGGCAAAGUCAGGUCAAGUGGGGAUGCUUUUGAGCUUACACACGGAUACAGGCCCAGCAGUGACAAUUUCCUUUCAGUUAAUGUCAUUCAGGUGCGCUCAUGGAUUUCGAAGAUUUGGAAUGCAAAGAUACAUUUAAAAAAAAAAAAAAAGCAAGGAACUAAGGUGACAAGCUGUAUUCUGGCCCAAGACAGUGUCUGAAAGAUACAUGAGUAACUAUUCAUCCACGAUUAUCUGAAGCAAGGACCACUGUGCUAACUGCAUCAGCCUAUGGCUUUAGACACAAACCCAUAAAACUAAGAAUUCCUACUGCCUGAAUUAUUUAAAAUAUAUUUUACAAUAUAUCUUUCCUUAGGUCUUAGAUUACUAUUCGCUGGGCAAAUGGCAUUUGUUCUGGUUUAUUAUUAUUUUUUAAUAGACAGAGGUCUUGCUCUAUCACGCAGGCUGGCGUGCAGUGGUGUCAUCAUCGCUCACUGCAGCCUCCACCUCCUGGGCUCCAAGCAGUCCUCCUGCAUCAGCCACCAGAGUAACUGCGACUACAGGGGUAUGCCACUAUGCCCAGCUGGCAUUUGUUAAUCUUCAUUUGAGGUCUAAAUCUAGGCCCUGUGGGCACUGAAAAACAGUUGAGUAAUCUUUGGAGCUGUGGAAAUCCAAACAAAGACUAAUAAUUCCUGGUAGGGGUGUGUGCCUGACCUCCCGCAGCCUCAACCUCCUGGGCUCAAGUGAUCCUUCCACCUCAGCCUCCUGAGUAGCUGAGACCACAGGCGUGUGCCACCAUGCCUAGCUAAUUCUUUAUUUUUUGUAGAGACGGGGUCUAGCCUUUUGUUUCCCAGGCUGGUCUCAAAUUCCUGGGAUCAAGCAAUCCUUCCAUCUUGCCCUCCCAAAGUGUUGGGAUUAUAGGCGUGAGCCACCACGCCUAGCCAGAGGACAAAAUUUUAAUAAAGUCUUUAGCGUAAGUAGUAAUCCUACUGCCUUAAGGCUUCCUGGGGUGCGGUCCACACCGUUGAUUCAGCAAGCCUCAGGACAUACUAAGUAAAUGCAGUGCUGUGAAAGUGGAUUAUACCAAACUGAGUCAUUCUUAUCACACCCAACUGUAAGUCAGGAAGCAGGGGAUAAAAGCACCCCGGGCAUAUAACAUUAAUCUAGUAAUGUAAUUUUCCGCACAUCCAGCUGCUGAAACUGCCUGCUGUAAGCUGGGACCAGCUUUAUCCAUAACCGCCGAGAUAAUUGCUGAAGCUCUAGGACUAAUUUUGCCUGCCCGGUUGCUUACCGAUUGUAGCUGGCCAGCUCCCAGGACCCUUCCUGGUGCCAAUCAACUUUCUCAAAUAGCAAUACUGACAUUUGUUUUGAUGAAACCUCCAGCCUUCUCUGUGUUGCUAGGACAUACCGAGGACCACCUGGUCUGCAUGGAUGCCCUGAACUGCGAUUCUUUCUUCCCAAAUAAAACACUAAAUCGA